Messenger RNA from Rosa chinensis, 1173 nucleotides. RefSeq lists its product as uncharacterized. The record is from RefSeq and is a predicted model, not a curated record. Bases 1 to 1173 code for a protein of 390 amino acids. The transcript has a single exon. Gene Ontology annotation, molecular function: zinc ion binding; nucleic acid binding. NCBI's taxonomy places the organism in Eukaryota, Viridiplantae, Streptophyta, Magnoliopsida, Rosales, Rosaceae.
AUGGGAAUUUCAGGUGGAAUGAGACCCGGACGCAGAUCUCGUGCUGGCAGGAACCAUUCACCCGCUAGUGAGGGUGAUGAUGAGCAGGUUCCUCGCGGGUUGUUACGGACCGUUGAGCGGUUGUUUGAGCGUUUUGCAGCGGCACUCCCCAAUCCUAGGACUGACUAUACUGUGGAGCGUGCCAGACGCCAUGGGGCGUAUACUUUCUCUAGUGCUCCUACGGAGUCCGUAGCAGGAGACUGGAUUACCCGCAUGGAGAGAGUAUUUGAGUCCUUGGGUUGUCCAGCUGCUAGGAGGGUUCCUUUGGCUAUUGACCUCCUAGACGGGGAUGCAUGGCUUUGGUGGCAAGGUAUCAGGAAUAUGGGUUAUGACCCAACUACUAUGACUUGGGAAGAGUUCAAAACGGAGUUCUCAAAUCGGUACUAUAAUCAGGCAUCCCAGCACCGUCUCCGAUUUGAGUUCAUGCAGUUGAAGCAGACUGAAGAGAUGACUGUGUUACAGUAUGAGGAGCGUUUCAUUGCUUUGUCUCGGUUUGCCCCUGAGUUGGUGGCGACAGAAAAGUUGAAGGUUGAUCAGUUUAUCAAUGGCCUUCUACCUGUAUAUCGGGAUUGGUUGGCGCCUCAUGAUUAUUCGACUUUUAAGUUAGCUGUGGAGGCUGCUAUGAGGUGUGAGGCUAGAUAUCUGGACGGUUCCCGACCUUUGGAGAUUGGCGGUCCUUGUCAGGGGCCAUCUAAGAGAAUUGCCUCUAGUUCGGGUUCUGCAUCGUCAUCAGGCAGUAGGCCGAGCAGUUCAGAUUCUAGCUCUCGUCAGCGUUUCAGGGGACGCUUCAGGAGGCCUGGACAGACAGGUAGGAGACAGUUCAGGGGUGGCACUGCUAGUUCCAGUGGAGGCUUUGGUAGACAGGCGAUUCCGAGAGACUAUCCCCAGUGUGCUACUUGUGGUAGGCACCAUGUGGGCCCGUGUCAGGCAGGUGUGGGGACUUGUUACCAGUGUGGCCAGUGGGGUCACUACAGGAGAGAAUGCCCUCAGUUGACCCAGGGAGUCUUCACUACUACUAGUCAGAGUAUGGGUCAGACCUCUGUGGGUGCUACUAGUUCGGGUUCUCAUGGUAGUUUGUCAGGCAGGAGCAGCACACAGCCUGGUCGUGGACAGAGAGGGCGUCCAGUGACCUAG